UGUUUCCCAUCCCUCACCACAGCAAGAAUACGCAAAAUACUACAGCAAAAGAAAGAACUUCAAAUAUGAUGAAAGUUGUAAUUGUGGCCAUUUUGGCUUUGGCAACCGCCCUUGUUUCAGCUUAUGACCCUAGUCCUCUGCAAGACUUUUGUGUCGCAAUUAACAACACCGAUUCUGCUGUAUUUGUGAAUGGAAAAUUUUGCAAGGACCCAGCAAUUGUCACAGCCAAUGAUUUUUUCUUCUGUGGACUCAAUAUUCCUGGAAACACAGCUGCAAGUAAACUUGGAUCAAGUGUCAAUCUUGUGGACGUGAACAAAUUUCCAGGUCUCAACACUCUAGGCAUAUCUUUGGCUCGCAUUGACUUUGCACCAUAUGGCCUGAAUCCUCCUCACACUCACCCUCGCGGUACUGAGCUUUUGGUAGUCAUAGAGGGUACUCUCUUAGUUGGAUUUGUCACAUCCAACCCAAACAAACUCUUCACCAAAGUUCUAAACAAGGGAGACGUCUUUGUAUUCCCAAUUGGUCUCAUUCACUUCCAAUUCAACAUAGGGGAGACCAAUGCUUUGGCCUUUUCUGGUCUUAGCAGUCAAAAUCCUGGGGUAAUCACCAUAGCAAACGCAGUCUUCGGAUCAAAUCCUCCCAUCAAUCCUGAUGUUCUCAUCAAGGCCUUCCAGUUGGAGAAGAGUGUAGUAGAUUAUCUUCAAAAACAAUUCUAGUCAUUCUACAAUUUGGAAAAAAGUAUAUGUAACAACAAUGGCAAACCGCUAGAUAGUUUGAAUAAAGUUUGCCUGGUUUCCCUUACUGUAAU
Molecule: messenger RNA, 808 nt
Organism: Quercus robur (English oak)
Lineage: Eukaryota; Viridiplantae; Streptophyta; Magnoliopsida; Fagales; Fagaceae
Product: germin-like protein subfamily 1 member 7
Exons: 2
Coding region: 66-716 (216 amino acids)
Cellular component (GO): cell wall
Molecular function (GO): manganese ion binding
Source: RefSeq, a predicted model, not a curated record